Molecule: messenger RNA, 3344 nt
Organism: Hippocampus zosterae (dwarf seahorse)
Lineage: Eukaryota; Metazoa; Chordata; Actinopteri; Syngnathiformes; Syngnathidae
Gene: fam161a
Product: FAM161 centrosomal protein A
Exons: 8
Coding region: 200-2320 (706 amino acids)
Biological process (GO): cilium organization
Cellular component (GO): cilium
Source: RefSeq, a predicted model, not a curated record
UCACUUCCUUUUGACAACAUGGUGGCAUCUGUUGCUCGGCAACGAACGACUGCUUCCUUUAAUCUUUGAGCCUGCCGCUAACGUGCCCCCCAAUCCCCCCACACCCUCAAAUGUUGCUUUGCGCUGUAGAGCCCCGGAGCACUUUGGCCCGCGUGCUCUCGUACUUUUGUUUUGUCGGGGUGUCUUGUAACUGUUUCACAUGUCAGAUGUGAUGGCCAACGCGCACCGGAACAACGCGCUGGUGACGUCGUGUCUUCAGCGGCCGGUGGACCCGCACACCAGGGCGCCGCUGGCCUCCUACGAGCGGGACGAAGGACCGCUCAACUCGGAGCCGACUCACCCGGACAACCGCGGCGGCUACCGCGAGGACGAGGUGGCGCGCGGAAACUGCGGCGACGAGGAGGGCGGGGCCCGGGCUGCGCCCGGCGAGCGCGCGGACCCGCGCCGCGUCUUCGUCUCCAAUGAGGAGUACUACGGCAAGUUGGAGGAGCUGAAAAAGGCUCACCUGCGCACCAUGGCCGAGCUGGAGAGCAUGUACCGCUGCAAGCUGCGACUGCGGGCUUCGGCCGAGCCGCGCCGGCAACGCGGCGGCGGCGACGGGUCGCGGCGUCUGAGGAAGUCUCGCUCGGCCGCCGAGCUGCAGAGAGGUUCCGGCACGUCCGACGAGGCGGAGGAAGGCCCGCCGUUCUCCCCCAAAGAAUUGAUCAAGAACAUGUGGGCCGACUUUGCACCGUCGCCCCGCGCCCGCCGCCUGUCGGCGUCAUCGCUGCCGGGAGAGCAUGACGGCUCGCGGCCCCGCCCCGCCGCGACGGUCCCCGAGCCCUUUGGGAUGACGCUGCGCCAGGCGGAGCGGCGGCGGCGCGGCCUCAAGACGCGCGCCGAGGUGGAGCUGGAGAACGCCCAGCUGAGACGGCGGCUCCAGGAGAUGUCAGAGUGCCACCACCAGUUCCGCGCCAGCCCCGUGCCGGCGCACGUCCGCCUGCCGCUUGACAAGGAGCUGCGGCAGGAGCGACGCGGCGGCGGCGGCACGCGCCAAGACCGCCACCUCAACACAAAGCCUUUCAGCUUCCUGGAGAGGGAGCGCCUGAAGAAGGAGCAGCGGCAGCAGCCGCCAACGCCCAGCGAGCCGGAGCAGGUGAAGCCUUUCAAGGCCAAGCCGGUGCCCAGGUGGGCGUACGCGUCGGCAGCAGGCGAGCUGAGGAAAGAGCGGCGGCUGUACCGCUCUAUCAAGAAGCGGACGAGAGCCCGGGAGAUGCCGCGCGGCGCCUCACCCCCUCCCGGCGCGCUCAGCAAACGACUGGCGGAGAGCGAGGAGCGUGACCGGCGGCUCCGCGGCUUCAGCCGCCGCCCGAGCAUCGACGUGCCCGACUUUGAGGCCGCUUUCAAGCGCUUCCGCAAGCACCUGGAGGAGACCGCCGAGGUGAAGCCCACCACCACGUGCCGGCCCUUCCGGCUGAGCGUGGCCCGCAUCGCCAAGGGGGCCCACCCCGGGCCAGAGGAGCCGAAGGAACGCGGCGGACCGGACGUCGGGCGCCGCGGCGCGCGCCGCUCGGGCCUCCGCUCGUCCCCAUCGGGGAGCGCGGAGCUCCUUCCCGCCAAGGACACGGACGCCACCAAGAAACGACAGGAGGCCGUGAGGCAGGCUCUGGAGCGCCGGAACAGAGCCGAGCAGGAGGCGGCGCGCUGGACGCAGAGGCAGAAGGAGCGCGAGAGGAAGCUGCAGAAGCUGGUGCAAAAGCGGGCCAGCGCCAAUGACCCGCGCCUGCGGCUCGACGGCGACAAACUGCAGGAGUUCAGGAAGCAAGAGCGCCAGCGCAGGAGGGAAUAUCAGCAGGAGAUCAAAGAGAUGGAGGAACGCGUGAAAGGCAGGCCACUGCUGCUGGAACAGGUUGCCCAGAAGAACGCCAAGCAGGCGGCAGAGAAGCGUUUUGCCGACACGUUGCGCCGAGCCCACCUGAGCGAGGACUUCCUCCGUGGGAAGGUGCCACGCACCACGGCCGAUGCCACACGAUGGCGGCGUUGCACCGCUUCGGAAGACCGGACGUCUCGUCGCUCUUCUCUCGUUUCGGCCAGCGAGUUUUCGGAGGCGGAGGAUGCCGCCCCGUCGCCCACCCGCUAUCGGAACGUCUUCCAGGACGACCGAGACCAAAAAGAACGCGGCGAGGCUUUAGGUGACGCCGGCGAGGACGCCGCCGCUCGCCACUCGGACGACGACCACGAUGCCGGCGCAGAGGAGGCUGAGCACGGGAAGAGGCAGAACGUCGACGACGACGACGACGACGAGGGACUGGCUCAGCACUCAAAGAGGAUCACCCAUUAAGCCUGACGUGACCACGACAAAAUCCCGCGCCAUCAAGUCGGCAUGUUGUCAGCCCUCACCCGGCUGAUGGAAAAUUGACAUCCGCAGAGUCGAAAGUUGCCCUUAAUUGCAUGCAAUUUGAAGCUUAUUGUCAAAUAUGCUCUAUGACAGGGGUGGCCAAAGAGCCGCGGUUCAAUGCGGCUCCCGGGCUUUCACGCGACAACCGUCGACAACGCGACGGCAGUGGCGAUGACAUUCAAACCAGAAGCUAAAUACACGGACCGUACUCUGUCAGCCUAUCGUCAAGCCCGUUACUUGAUUGACAUAGAGGGCAACCAAUCAGAUGACCGCGUCUCCGCUCAUGCGGCAAACAACGGCGCUAAGCGCUAAACUCUUGAGCGAAUUAGCUCUGAUUUGAAGGCGGGGGUGCCCAAUGCGUCGAUCGCAAUCGACCGGGAGCCGGCGAACUGGUCCCAAAUCGACCGCAAGCAGUGGGAGGAGGAAAUGGGGCGCGGGGGGGGGGGGGGGGGCAGAUUUAUUUGUUUCUAUAGCUUUCGUUCAUUUUCGGCCCGUUCCGACUGUUGCGCGUCGCGUCAUGCGUGCAUAUUAUGUGCGCGAGUGCACGGGUUGGCACCCGCAUGUGUGCAAGCGUGCGAGCGCGAGGAAAGGGCACGAUGUGGCUCUUUGCAGCGGCACAGUAAAAAAAUGUUUUGAUUUGACUUUUUAUUAGGUCUCCCUUAGGAGAAACCUGUCUCGGAGGACAGUCCCUCAUGUGUCUCUUAUGGGAGAUCCGCACUUUUGUUUGCGGGACGUCGCGGGUGUGAAAAAAUUGAUACGGGCUGGAUCAAAGUGAACCUUGUUCACACAAGAAAUUGGUUUCGAUUUAUUUUGUUUUGAAACAUUUGAAUACUGUUCACUUACAGCUGUCUCUAACAAAAUAAAUUUGAAUUUGCCUGACAUCAAACGGUGUUUCUGGACUUAUUUUUAAGAUUUCGAGAUUGUUCUGAUAUCUUACUAAAUUGAACAUUUUAAAUUCGUAACAGAG